Molecule: messenger RNA, 1155 nt
Organism: Paraphaeosphaeria sporulosa
Lineage: Eukaryota; Fungi; Ascomycota; Dothideomycetes; Pleosporales; Didymosphaeriaceae
Exons: 7
Coding region: 1-1155 (384 amino acids)
Source: RefSeq, a predicted model, not a curated record
AUGAAGGUCACAUCGUCAGUAGUCUUUUGGCUUUUAGCCAGUGCCGCUGCCCUUAGUGUCAAGAAGCGCCAGGACGGUCCAGUAGAUCCUAACACUGAUCCUGACUGUGAUUGGUACGAUACUCCUAAGAGCGAAUCGGACAGCUGCGAAUUUCUUGAAGGGUUCUGGGGAGUGUCGCAUGCUGAAUUUGUCGCAUGGAAUCCCUCCAUCAAGGACGACUGCAGUGGCCUUACGAUCGGCCACUCGUACUGCGUCGAAGUCGCACGCAAGCCUACCACGACAAGCUCGAGCUCAGUGACGCCAAGUCCCACAAACACGCCGAAGCCGUCUCCAGUCCAAGAUGGUGUUAUAGAUACUUGUACAACAUGGUAUUUUGCUAUUGUGAACGAUGACUGCAAGAAGAUUGCACGAAAGUUCGGUACCUUUUCAGUGGCCGUUUUUAUCAAAUGGAAUCCUGCUGUUGGCUCAGACUGCAAGUCCCUGUGGACUGAAACCUACUAUUGUGUCGGUAUUCCUGGGACACCUACAGCUCCAAUUUCUUCUAGCACAGUGCAACCCUCAUCCACCAACGUCGGAACGUCUAAGCCAUCCCCCACUCAGGAUGGCUUGAUUGAAUCGUGUCAAACGUUCUAUUUCGCCGGCAAGUCAUCCUCAACGACUAUAUUGGAUGAAACAUGUGCAACCAUCCUGAAGAAGUAUGGAACGUUUAGUGUGAAGGAAUUUAUUACGUGGAAUCCAGCUGUAGGCGAAGACUGCCGUGCUUUGUGGGCGGAGACCUAUUACUGUGUUGGAAUACCUGGAACGCCAACUGCCCCUCCUCCGACCAGCACGUUGUCUCCACCUUCCACACCAGGGAAUGGUAUAUCUACACCACUACCAACACAGCCGUCGAUGGUGUCUAACUGCGACGCAUUCUACUUCACUAGCGCAACUCCAACGCCUACUGGAUGCACUAUGGCACAUCCAGAACCUACGCAACCUGACAGUUUAUGUAAGUGUAAGCAAUGGUACCUUCCAGCAAAAAAUGAGUAUUGUGCCGAUAUUGAGAAGAAGUUCGGGAUAUCUGCGACGCAAUUCAGGGUUACUUGGAACCCAAGUAUUGGCACGAGUUGCGGAGGUAUGUGGGCAGGAACAUACGUUUGUGUAAAAGCUUAG